UCUUAUGUUUCAUUGGAUUUUACCCUGAAUGCCUGAGGAUACAGUCAGUUUUCCAUUAACAUUCGAAGUCGUCUUCCGUACUGCCACUCUUCUUCGAGUGGCGACUCAAAGUGCCGAUGGAGACCCCAGACAGACUGUCGCGACGCUCUCUACCGUUCGCAGGAUACGUCAAGGAGAACAGUCUUUUAGGUAAGAACGGUAGGGACGAAGAGAGCUCCUACAUAUCGCGUGAAAAGCUCACAGAGUACUGGGAUGGCGACAAGAUCCUCCGCCUUCUCGGCCCUAAUGACAAGCAGGUCAAUAUACACACCAUAAGCACGACGCAUCUUCAAGUAUUCUCUAUUCUUGUCUGGAUCUCGGAACGGCAUCAUAACUGGAUUGACUAUAUCCUUUACUUCAUCUCCGCUAAUUUCAACGAUUCCCAAUUGCCAUUGGCGCCACCUCAAAAGCCAGGAGAACAAUCUCCAUAUGACACGAAGUCUUGUCCUUUCCCCAGCAGCCCCGAUGGAUUACAUGCAUGGCGGCAGUUCUCCGAAGAACAAUGGCGAUUUGUCCCCCUCCAGCUUCGUUCCCAUGACGGAACUCAAAUAGAGCGAGUGACAAAUGGUGUCGACGUUCGACAAAUCCGACCGAUCACCGUUGAUGAGCAAUUACACCCAGAGUCUUUCAACUCUGCGAAGAUUUACAAAGUUCUACCGCACGAGUCUAGCGGUCUACCUGUCGACCAUCCAAUCAUCCUUAAAGAGUAUCCAGUCGACGAGCUGGAGGGCCAAUUCAAGCAAGAGCACACUGUGUAUACGUACAUCAGCAACAAUAUGCAUGAUAGCCCAGAUGACCGCGAUGCGCAUUUCCUCCGAUAUUAUGGCGCGUUCCUCCAAGGAGAUAAGUGCGUCCUCCUGUUAGAAUACUGUAGUGAAGGGACACUUUUAGAUCUUUUCCAAGACUGUUGGUACCUUCCUCGAACAGAAGAAGAAGCUCGUGUUCUCUGGGCGGCUGCGCUACAUUUGUUGGAGGGGUUAGACUUCCUUCAUAGUAAGGGAGGAAACAGCCUCGUCAUCCAUCAGGACAUCAAGCCGGCAAAUAUCUUCGUCUUCAAAGACAUCCAACCUGGAAAACCCGACGGACUCCUCUUCAAAUUAGGAGAUUUUGGCAUGUCUAGCACAUCUGACCCCUCAGCCAGAGGCGAGGCCGAAGGCCCGGACAACCAGGGCUCCAGAAUAUACUCAUCCCCCGAAAUUCCGGCUUGGACGGAAAGGGAUCAGAACAUAUCUCGCACAACUAGUUGGCACAGUGACAUCUGGUCAUUUGGGUGUGUUCUAUACGAGCUAGCUCUCUGGAUGGCAACGUUUGAGCGCGGGCGCAUAGAAUUUCGCGAGGCCAGGAUUGAAGCAACGAAACAAACCCCCCGAAUUGCAGCUGCUGGGUAUCGUGGCGCCUUCCACGACGGGAAGGUGUUGUUGCCGAUUGUCAAGGCAAAGGUUGAAGAGCUGUCGAGUUUGGGCACACCUGUUGCCUCCCUAUCAAGGGAACUGAUGCAGUUUUUCCUGGAUCAUAUGCUCCAACCAAAUCCGGGUAAGCGCCUCUACGCGCGUCAGCUGAAGUUAUAUUUGAUAGACCGACUUGACAAGAUCACACCGUCGGUCUCUGCGACGACCUCUAUUCCUAAUAUCUUAUCAGAUUCACCGCAACUGAUGGCAUCGCCGCCACCGCUAAUCAGCAGUCCGACAACACCCAAUUCAAGACAUAGGUUACCCCUAACGCCAUCGCGUACAUCCGCGGUUGAGCUUCAGGGAUCUUCACAUAUUUCUUCCUACCAGAGCCCUAUGACAUCUCCAGGUAGCACAUACGAAACUGACCUUCGUCUAUCACGAAAUUGGUCUCCAAAUGCAGCAGGCGGGCAGAGCUACUCGCCACGCAGCCCUCCCGUAUCUUAUCCAACCAUACCUCCUGCUUCAAUGUUAACUAGCACACAACACAUGAUCACAAAUCAUGAAAAUAACAAUGACGCUUCAAGACCAGCCCGAAAAUAUCGUCCUAGUAACUACCCACUCUGCACUGUCGAGGAAGUUAUACGACAGGGCUGGCCACAGAAGUCCAAGAAGAAGAGGGACGAGAGCAAGCUACCUGGAUUAAGUCAAGCAGUGAGAGACCUUAAAGACCGUGACCAGUGUUUCAUUAUCGAUAACUCAUCUUCGAUGACGAAUUGCUGGGAAAAGGUGAUAAGUACAACCAUGGCGCUCGCAUCAAUCGCCCAAGACAUCGACCCAGAUAACAUUGAGUUCCACUGUACCAACACGAACAAUCCCCUCAAGACGAAAGGCUGUAAGGGAUUAGAGCAAUGGCUAAAAGAUAACCAGCCAUACAACGAUAUUGGAUCUUGUCGAAUGGAAAACCAUUUGGAUAGAAUCUUACCUGAUUUGGUGACGAAAGCCACGAAGCAGAGGAAUACAUGGGAUCGUGUUCUUAAAAAACAACGGGCCAAAGGUAUAAACGUCUACGUGCUCACAAACGGAGUAUGGGAGAACCGUGACAGCGAAACAGUCGACGCUGCGAAGCAGUCUAUACAGGCAAUCGUGAAUAAAGUCAAGGAGCACGGUCCGACCUUUUUGUCAAUCCAAUUCGUGCGUUUCGGCGAGCAUCCCGUCGGCAAAAGGCGGCUCCAAUGGCUCGACGACGAACUCAAAUACCACAUCCCCGACCAGUGGGACAUUGUCGACACGACUCCCCACACCGGCAGUGUUUGGAAGAUGCUCAUCGGGGCCACGAGCGAGUGGGAGGACAACAUCGAAGAAGAAAUGGAACAGGCCGAUCCCUUUAUAUCAUAGCCGAUGCAGACUAGAGAUCAAGAUGAUCAGGAAGACGAUUAAACUUAGGCACCUACAAGCAACUUCAAGGUUCGUGAAGGGUUCGAGAACAACUGUAUAUAUCCAAACUAGACAGUAUAUAGAUAGAUAAUAUUGAUCGGGUUGUCCCGAAUCCAUUAAUAUAGAAAUUCUAAAGACGACGACGCAUAAACCCUUGACUGAAAGGAACUACACACAAUGAGUUGAUUCUUUCCCUUUCAAUUGAAUUAGGCAAGAGAUGAUCAGGAUCUAGUUGCGGAGAAUUAAGAUAUAGAUAGGUACUCUAGGGGGGUUAAUAAAUGAAUUGCA
Messenger RNA from Xylaria bambusicola, 3152 nucleotides. RefSeq names its product kinase-like domain-containing protein. NCBI's taxonomy places the organism in Eukaryota, Fungi, Ascomycota, Sordariomycetes, Xylariales, Xylariaceae. Gene Ontology annotation, molecular function: ATP binding; protein kinase activity. The record is from RefSeq and is a predicted model, not a curated record. The transcript has 2 exons. Gene Ontology annotation, biological process: protein phosphorylation. Bases 117 to 2825 code for a protein of 902 amino acids.